CCACUCUUCGUUCUCGUAAGCGAUCAGACCAAGACACCAAGCAUGAGCCAUUCUUCCAUGCAAUCCUCCACUUCUUACAGGCGCACCUUCGGGAGCCCACACCCUAUCUCCAUGUCUUCCUACUCCAGCGUGUCCUCUCGUCCUUCCGUCGGCGGGGGACGCUACAUGCGCUCCGUGUCACCCAUGGUGUCCUCCCGCUCCACCAACUACCACCAACAGCGUUCCCGACCCAGUGUCCAGCCCCAACGCCUCACCUUUGACAAGGUGGAUUUUACCAUGGCCGAGGCCAUCAACCAGGAGUUCCUCACCACCCGCAGCAACGAGAAGGUCGAGCUGCAGGAGCUCAACGACCGCUUCGCCAGCUUCAUCGAGAAGGUGCGCUACCUGGAGCAGCAGAAUGGUGCACUGCAGCAGGAGCUGACCCAAUACAAAGGUCAGCACCAACAAGGCCAACCCAACCGGGCCACCGAGAUCUUCCAAGACGAGCUGAGGGAGAUGCGGCGCCAGAUGGACGCCAUCGGCAAGGAGAGGGACCAGUACCAACUGGAGAGGGACAACCUGGCUGAGGACCUGGGCCUCCUAAAGCUGAGGCUGGAUGAAGAAGCUCAGAAGAGGGCAGAUGCUGAAAAUAACCUUACAGCCUUCCGCAAGGAUGUGGAUGAUGCCACCUUAUCCCGUCUGGAGCUGGAGAGGAAGAUCGAGUCCCUAAUGGAUGAAAUUGAAUUCCUCAAGAAGAUGCACGAUGAAGAAAUCCAGGACGUUCAAGUGACCGUGCAAACCCAGCAGUUGAGGAUGGAGACAGUGGACCACGCCACCCGACCUGAUCUCACUGGUGCUCUGAGGGACAUCAGGGCCCAGUAUGAAACCAUUGCGACAAAGAACAUGCAAGAAUCUGAGGAUUGGUACAAGUCCAAGUUUGCAGAUUUGACUGAAUCUGCCAAGCGCAAUGGUGACGCUCUGAAGCAGGCCAAGCAGGAGGCCUCAGAGUCCCGAAGGCAGAUCCAGUCCCUGAACUGUGAGAUUGAUGCAGUGAAGAACACGAAUGAAGCACUCCUGAGGCAGAUGCGUGACAUGGAGGAUCAGUUUGGCAAUGAAAUCGCUAGCUACCAAGACAACGUCGGCAGACUGGAGGACGAGAUCCGUCACCUGAAGGACGAGAUGGCUCGUCACCUCCGGGAGUACCAGGAUCUCCUCAAUGUCAAGAUGGCUCUGGACAUUGAAAUUGCGACUUAUCGUAAACUGCUGGAAGGGGAGGAGAGCAGGAUCACCAUGCCUCUCCUCAAUAUAGGCAUGGCAAAUCACUUUGGCGAACGUGAUUUUGAACCCAGACCAGAGAGUGGCACCAAGAAGACUGUCGUGAUAAAGACAGUUGAGACUAGAGAUGGACAGGUGGUGAAGGAAUCCAAGACUGAGAGAGAUUCGGGCCACAGUGAUAAAGAUGACAAGGACAACUGAGAAGAACCUGACUUGAUAAUGUGAAGGCCUGUGCCAUUACAAGAGCUAAAAAGCAUAAUAAUAAAAAAUAAAAAAAGUAAAAUCCUUAGUGUUUCAUUGUCUAGCAAAGAGUAAUAAAAUGUAGGUGCAAAGUGGAAUAAAUGCAUUUUGACUGGUGAGUCACUUGGUGCUAUUGCAGCCACCCAGCUAUGUCAUCUGUGUGACAAAGCCGAACUGUAACUCAAACAGCAUACCAGAUGAGGCCUUCAUUUGCAGUGCAAUCUCAUGGCAUCCUUUGAUGGCCACGUUUGUAGCUUGUUAUGUGUUUAACAGCAAUGGAAAAUAGAAUAGCCUCAAUUUGCAUUAUUGCUUUACAUACCAUCCUCAGUAAAUAGAAAAAUCUCCUUCCAGGAGGGCUUUGCUGUCCACAUCUAUUGACUAUAUCGAAAAAAGAAGAAAAAUGUGAAACAUGGGGGAAAAUAAGUGAUGAAAAAAAAUGUCAUGUCCGAGCUUUGAAUGGCUGUGUGAUUUAACACAAUGAAGCGCCACAUAAUUGCAAAUAAAUUGACC
Messenger RNA from Syngnathus typhle (broad-nosed pipefish), 2004 nucleotides. It is a transcript of the gene prph, whose product is annotated as peripherin. Bases 43 to 1455 code for a protein of 470 amino acids. NCBI's taxonomy places the organism in Eukaryota, Metazoa, Chordata, Actinopteri, Syngnathiformes, Syngnathidae. Gene Ontology annotation, molecular function: structural molecule activity. Gene Ontology annotation, cellular component: plasma membrane; axon; type III intermediate filament. The transcript is spliced from 9 exons. The record is from RefSeq and is a predicted model, not a curated record.